GGUUUUGUUCACGUUUGUGGCUGGUUUUGUCCUCGGAGUUGCGUCCGUUCGUGUCAUGAAGGUGGUGCCCGCCGCCCCCGCCGUCUCCCCGGGCCCUAGCUGCCCUCUCAAGGGCGCGGGGGGAGACCCUUUGCCGCGGGGCCUCUCGGAGCAGAGCGUGACGCUGUCCCGCGUGGGCGGCAGCGGCAGCCCAACUUCCCGAGGAUUGCCUCUCGGGCCGGACCAAGCGGCCGCCGCCGCCGCCGCCUCGCUGCUUCUGGACAUGAAAGGCUGCUACUCGCGCCUGGCCGCCCUGGUGCCCACUUUGCCUCGCCACCGCCGCGUCUCCAAGGUGGAGAUCCUCCAGCACGUGAUCGACUACAUUUGGGAUCUCCAGCUCGAGCUGCAGGACCCGCUGGGCACCGGGGCGCCCCCUCCGCGGGGCGUGGACGAGCCGGCCGGAGGAGCCGAGGCUGCUUGUGUUAGCUCGGAUGACCGAAUCCUGUGCCGCUGAAAGAUCCUUUUUAAAGCCUGCCAGAAGAUCUCUCGAUCUGUGGGAAACGCUUCCUAUCCCUCCAAUGGCUGGGAAAUUGUCUCUACCCCCAUUUCCUUAUCUCCCGAAAUUUGAGCUGGACACGGCAGAUAGAAGAAACUGUUUUUUUUUUUGGAGGUCAAGACAGGAUGGGAGAACAAAAUAUAUAUUUUUGUCCAUCCCUUUCUGGUGCUUUGAAUUCCAUGGCGGGGACCAACGGUUGAGAAUUGGACUCAAAAAAUCCUGCGUCUCUUUUAACGUCUUGAUGGGACAGUGCCUUUUAUUUCCCCUCCUUCUUUCUUUAAGAAAAAAAAACAAAAAGGAAAAAGCAGGGACUGAAACCUCACGCGAAUAUUUCUCAGUUGUCUUGAGAAUCGACCGUAUUGUAUAUUACAAUGCUCCUAUUUCUGAGAAUAUUUUUCUACCAUAGUUUUGGAUCUUGUUAAGGGCGCACAAAUGCAUAUUGCUGUGA
Molecule: messenger RNA, 983 nt
Organism: Notechis scutatus (mainland tiger snake)
Lineage: Eukaryota; Metazoa; Chordata; Lepidosauria; Squamata; Elapidae
Gene: ID1
Product: inhibitor of DNA binding 1
Biological process (GO): negative regulation of transcription by RNA polymerase II; cell differentiation; circadian regulation of gene expression
Cellular component (GO): cytoplasm; nucleus
Molecular function (GO): transcription regulator activity; protein dimerization activity
Source: RefSeq, a predicted model, not a curated record